UGUUAUGUACGUCUUUCUGUUUCCUUUAAGUUUGGCGUUGAAGCUGGCUUAACAUCAAAGGCUGAACCCAGAAAUCUGAAAACAGUAGAUAAGAAAAACUACAAGCCUUCUGCAAAAGAAAUUAAAUGGUAUACCACCAGCGCAGGAAAGGCGAAAAGCCUACCGAGGAUGAAGAUGAGGAGGGUCAGAGUCUUGCAAUGGAGUGUGCGAGCUCUGGUUACUACAAAAGAUCAAGGCCCAAGCUUCUCACCUUUCUCUUCAUCUCUCUUCUCUCUUGUGGCUUCAUAUUAGUCCCUCAUCUGAUAUUUUCCUCUGUCACCACUUUCUCUCUUUCACAAUCACCGCAAGUAGAAAACGAAGGCCCUAUUACUGCUGCUGCUGUUAUAGACCCAAAGGCUCCCUUCUAUUCUUCAGUCAAUAAUGGAGCUAUAUGUUGUGAUAGAAGCAGUAUCCGUUCAGAUGUUUGUACCAUGAAAGGGGAUGUAAGAACACACUCGCCUUCCUCUUCUAUCUUCGUCUACGAAUCGCAAGACGAAGCAGUGAAGAAUGAGGAGGAUCUCCAACACGAAAAGAUCAGACCAUACACCAGAAAAUGGGAAACAAAUAUUAUGGACACCAUUGAUGAGUUGGAUCUCAUUGCAAAGAAAAACACUCUGAUCAUGAACCAUCAUAAAUGUGAUGUCCAACAUGAUGUUCCAGCAGUGUUUUUCUCAACCGGGGGCUACACCGGCAACGUCUACCAUGAAUUUAAUGAUGGGAUAAUGCCACUGUACAUUACUUCCCAACAUUUCAACAAGAAGGUUGUGUUCGUCAUUCUUGAAUUUCACAAUUGGUGGGUCAUGAAAUAUUCAGACAUUCUUUCCCAUCUCUCAGAUUAUCCCUUAAUAGAUUUCCGUACUGAUAAGAGAGUUCAUUGCUUCCCUGAAGCCAUUGUCGGUUUGAAAAUUCACGAUGAGCUGACUGUGGAUUCUUCAUUGAUGGAAAGGAAUGCGAGCAUAGUCGAGUUUCGAAAUCUCCUAGACAGAGCUUACCGGCCUCAGAUCAGAAGUCUAAUGUAUGAACAUGCAAAGCUUUCUGUUGUUCCCAAGUUGAAAAAACCAUCAAGAAUCAGGAGAAAAGUGCAAGAGCAUCCAUUUAAUAAGCCGAAGUUGGUUAUUAUAUCUCGAAAUGGAUCAAGGGCAAUAACAAAUGAGAAUUUUCUGGUGAAAAUGGCUGAGAAAGUCGGGUUUCAAGUCCAAGUUUUGAGGCCAGAUAGCCGGACAAUGUUAGCAGAGAUUUAUUGGGCUCUAAAUUCGAGUGACGUCAUGAUUGGGGUUCAUGGGGCUGCCAUGACACAUUUUCUGUUCAUGAAGCCUGGUUCUGUGUUCAUUCAAAUCAUUCCUCUCGGAACUGAAUGGGCAGCAGAGGCAUAUUAUGGAGAACCUGCAAAGAAGCUUGGGUUGAAGUACAUUGGAUACCAAAUCCUUACGAAAGAGAGCUCAUUAUAUGACAAGUAUGAUAAGGAUGAUCCUGUUCUUAAAGAUCCAAGGAGUGUAACCAGAAAGGGAUGGCAAUACACAAAGAUGAUCUAUCUUGAGGAUCAGACAGUAAGACUACACCUCCCAAGAUUUCGGAAGCAGUUGGUUGGCGCUUUUGAUUACACCAUUGAUAGAUUGAAUCAGCAGGGUCCUAAUAUUCAGUCACAUUGAUGUCAUUGAUAUCAUAUGGUAUUUUCUUUCCUUGCAUCACUAGACGUUGUAGAUGGCACAAAGUGAACUAGGAAGAGUUGUAUGUAUAAAGUCAACAAAUUGAUGAACAAUAUAUACAAGACCCUGUAAAAUAUAAAAGGAUUAGAAAAUGAUUUCUCUGC
Messenger RNA from Rosa chinensis, 1849 nucleotides. Its product is annotated as xylan glycosyltransferase MUCI21. Lineage: Eukaryota; Viridiplantae; Streptophyta; Magnoliopsida; Rosales; Rosaceae. The transcript has 3 exons. The coding region runs from base 126 to 1688 and encodes 520 amino acids. The record is from RefSeq and is a predicted model, not a curated record. Gene Ontology annotation, molecular function: glycosyltransferase activity.